CAGUACUGAUCAAAACCAAAUGCUUACAAAAUUUCCAUGAUUUUAACUCUUUAAUGGUGCCACAUGGUGAUCAACAGUAAAAAUGACGAAUUUGACCUCUUAGCAAAAGGAAAAACAGCCAACAUAUAAGAAUGCAUGAUUAUAGUGUCAAAAAAUGUUGUUAUAAUGGAAGUCAAUGGGGCAAAAUCAGUAAAUGAGGGAGAAAAAGAUGCAUUAAAGCUAAUGUUUUUACCAAUCUUUGGCAUGCCCAAGAAAAAGGUUAAAACAAAUCCAGUCCACAAUCACUUUUUAUAUUGAAAAUCUGUCAAUUUGUGUUUUUUUCCCAAAUCAGUGACACCACUUAUGAACUUGGCAAUUAAAGAGUUAAAAUCAUGGAAAUUUUGUAAACAUUUGGAAGUUUGGAUCAGUACUGAGAUUGAUUAACAGGUUUAUGAAAAAAAUGUGGAAAAAAAUAUUGAUCUGAUAAUUUUUUUUACAUCUGUUUAAUUUAGUGGCCUUUUUUUGUACAUGAACAACCAGAAAAGGUAGUGAAUUUGGAAAACCCACAAGGGUUAAUCCAUUUUGGUAGUCCUUACAGUGGGUUACAAAAUUGUUAAGCAUAUAAUGUAUAGUCUUUCUGCACUUAAUAUAGAGUUGAACCCAAAAUACACUAGUAGUCAACAUUUGAAGUGGAUGUAAAAAGUUGUCCUAAGACAAUAACAGGUAUUGUUCAAAAUGUUAAGACAACUUUUAUGAAAAGUUAUCAUCCACUUCAAAUGUUGACUAGUAUAGUUGCCCUGUGUUCCAAUAUUGAAGAAAUUUUUGCUGUGUUUGAAUAUUUCCUGUAUAGUGUCAAAACCAUCAACUUCCUAUUAAAAGCCAAAAAUGUAGGCUACUAGUGAACUAGUUAAGGUAUGAACUGUACUGUACAUCAGUUCUGAUCAACAAAAAUUUUAUGAACAGGCCUGUGUUUAUAUGUAGUGGAAGAUUUUUAAUUUUUAAUUAUAGUUUAUGAACUUAUAAUUGUUAAAUGGAAAAUCCUGUUCUUCUGUUCUAGUGAAAGAUUUCUGUUCUUUCCAUCUGUUCAGUAGUAAAAUGUCCAAAGACUGGAACAUUAUGCAAAGUCCUACCAGAUAAGAUAAAGGGGGGCUAGUGAAUGAGAUAAGUAACAAAUGAUGAACAAGUGGAAAAACUCAGUAAACGGUAGAGUUUCACUGAGAACAAAAUAAUUACUUCUAUUUGACAAGAUGUGCUUCAACUGAUAUGUUUCUUAGUCACUGAUAAAUUGAAGGUUUAUUUUCUAAGUGACGCUGGAACUAUGAUGAAAUCUUUGGAUCAUGGGCGGAGAUGGGAUGACUGUGUUUUUCAAUAUCUUACUAUAAAUAUGUGCUCAACCUUGUAAACGGGGCUCUUAGGUUUUUAAACUUCUAGCACCACGGGGGUGAGAGCCUAUUCUGCAGAAUAUAUUAAAUUCAGACAAAGAUAAUUCUGUCGACAGUGUGUCUGUGUGAUCCUUGACUUUCACUCUUAGUGAGUAUUAUUUGAUGCGGCUAAAAUUCCACGACAGAUAUUCUGACAACCUCCUGCUAGCUGUAUCGCUAAUAAUUAAAACAUAAAUAUGAGGCCACUGUUUUAAUGGAUAACAUUAAUUGUUUACACCUCAACACAUCUGUGAAGCCUUGAAAGAAAAUAUCCAGUUUCUGGACCUACACAUGCAUAACGAUUUGUUCCCUAACCUUUCUGUACCUUUAUGUCAUACAUUUUGUAGUCAGGGCUCUGAGAAAGUCCCUUUUGGCUGGCAAAUGUUAUGAAAUGAAUAUGACAUUUAAUCCAAACGUUAAUUGGUUUUACCACACCAAGUUUCAAAAUUUCGAAGAAAUACAACAAGUCACCUAUAGAAAAGAAUAGGUAUAUUGGGUACUUUUGAAGAUUUACUAAGAACAAACUAACAAACUACUAAGUUAAAAGUAACAUUAAACAUAAACUAGUCUUUGUCUUUACUGAAUAAAACUAAAAUAACAGCCUCAUGCAAAACAAUCUGGAAACAAAAUCUGAGAAAAAAAAACUGAACAAUGUUGAUGAGGAUUUCUGGUUCUGAUUAGUUUAUUCUGUAAAGACAAAGGUUUUGGUCCAUGGUUUUCAACAUAAUUUUCCUGUUAUCCACCAUGUUUUAAGUGUUUACUGUUUUACCCAAUGACUGAAUCUUCUGAUGAUCUUGUCAAGCAUGUUGUCAUGUGCUUGCGUGGGCCAUUCUACAGAAUUGGUGCAACUAAUUCUGCACCUGAGCCUCCCCAAGGUCCUUAUGAAUGAACUUUCUACAUUACAGUCAUAGAUACAGACAGGCACUUUCACUAAAACCAACUAAACAAAACUUAACCAACCUGUCACACCAACUAGGUACAACAAACCAUUAUAGGCUGGCUUAAGCUUUUUCUCUUGCGAAGAAUGUAGACACAUGCACAUUUUCAAAGGGAGGACAUAAAGGAGGAAAACACCAGGAGGAGAGAUUGCAAAUAACCUGACCUCAUAGAAGAGGACCUCAUAGAGAGCAUGGCUAUAAUGAAGAAUCAAGAAAGAAAUCUGUGUGUCGUUCUGCCAAAUAACACACAAUUGAACAUCACUGUUGGGGUUAAGGGCAGAGGACAAGAUGUGAUCAACAAACUGUCUGAUCUACUCGACAUCAGAGAGCUUCACCUCUUUGGUCUGAGUGUGAUAAAGGACAAUCAACUUCUGUUUCUGGAUCUGGAACAAAAACUGUCUAUGUACCUCCCAAAAUCUUGGAGAAAGAAUACAUUAAAGCAUAAAGUGGUUAUCCAUCUGAAGGUGCAGUACUUUGUUGAAAAUGCCCAGCUAAUUCUAAAUGAUGAGGCCUGCAAGCUGUAUUACACUGAGAUAAAGUCCCGAGUUUUGGGUUCUACGUGUUAUGAUCAUGAAGGAUUAUACUUCCAAUUGGCUGCAUAUUCCAUGCAGGCAGAACUGGGUGACUACAAACAGGGAAAUAUUGACCAACCAAAGGAUUUUUUCCCUUUGUGGAUAAUACAAAGGCGUGGGAAAGACUUCAUCCUCGAGCACACACCAGCCUUGCACCGGGAAAUUACGGGAAUGUCCUCUAGCAAGGCUGCUCGGCUUUUCAUACAGAAUGCUUUUAUCCUGAACGACGUGCCCGUUACCAUCUACACGCUGUUUAAAGGGAAGAGGAAACUAGGUGGUGUUGUCCUCGGUCUGGCAUCAACAGGACUACAAAUAUCUGAGAUGCUGAAUGGAGAACAACAGUUUCUGUAUGAAUUGCCCUGGUCAAGCAUUCACUCAGUUACCUUCCAGGGCAAGAAGUUUGAGAUUCGUGCUGAUGCCUUGCAUGGAGGAAAGGUGGUGUUCUACAAUCUCUCUGUCCUCCACGCCAAACACCUGCUCCAGCAUAUAAGCAACAGUCAUAGACUGCAUCUCAACACAAAACGCAUGGCUAUUCAGUGCAAGGAAACAAACGAGACAGACACAUACAGAGAGAUGUAUGUGACGGAUGAUAUGAACAUCGAGGAGAGUGAUGAUGACCUUCCACCAAUGAAAUUUCUCUUAGCCAAUGCAAAAAACAUUUUAAAAGACUCUGACAUCACAAUUAACUCUUAUGGAUUGGAAAUGAGUGUUGAUGAACCAGUGGAAAUGUUGGUGGAUGACCCUAAGGACGUCCUGCAUUUAUUCGAGCUGUUGGAGGGUGAAUCUGUGGAUGAUCCGUGCACCGUAUAUAACUUCCAUUGAA
Messenger RNA from Paramisgurnus dabryanus, 3733 nucleotides. RefSeq names its product FERM domain-containing protein 6. Gene Ontology annotation, biological process: positive regulation of hippo signaling. The record is from RefSeq and is a predicted model, not a curated record. Lineage: Eukaryota; Metazoa; Chordata; Actinopteri; Cypriniformes; Cobitidae. Gene Ontology annotation, cellular component: cytoskeleton; cytoplasmic side of apical plasma membrane.